Molecule: messenger RNA, 1697 nt
Organism: Sapajus apella (tufted capuchin)
Lineage: Eukaryota; Metazoa; Chordata; Mammalia; Primates; Cebidae
Gene: AQP8
Product: aquaporin 8
Exons: 6
Coding region: 449-1234 (261 amino acids)
Biological process (GO): water transport; transmembrane transport
Cellular component (GO): plasma membrane
Molecular function (GO): water channel activity
Source: RefSeq, a predicted model, not a curated record
UGCACCUGGCUGAGUUUCCUGUUUCUUAACAUGUGAGGUUCCAACCUGAUGGGGCCCACUUACAUGCGCUGGUCUGCUUUGGACUGUGGGGAGCUGGGGUGCUGGUCCCAUCUCCCACUUUCUAUGGCAUGGAGUGUGCUCCCAGAUGACACAGCCAAGCGGGUGUGUUUUUCCCUCAUUCGCAGAAAGUUUAGCAAUCUCUGACUCCCUCACCCUGCCCUGUUGAGAUUUUAAAAAAGUUUCCUCUUCUGGGCCACAGAGCCGCCUCCUACCUGGGCUUUAUUGCUUUCUCUGCAAGUGCAUUGAGCCUCUGCAGCCCUUUAAAAGGGGCAGAGCCUGUAGUGUGAUCAGCAGGUCCUGUCCCUAGGAGAUAAGACCGUCCUGGACGGCAGGUGCGGAUUUCCCAGCAGCUCAGUCAAGAGCCCGAGGCUUGUGCCGUCUGAUCCCAAUGUCCGGAGAGAGAGCCAUGUGCGAGCUUGAAUUUGGCAAUGGCAAGGCCAGGGAGCCGAGCGUGGGAGGCAGAUGGCAAGCAUCCUGGUACGAACGCUUGGUGCAGCCUUGCCUGGUUGAACUGCUAGGCUCUGCCCUCUUCAUCUUCAUCGGGUGCCUGUCGGUCAUCGAGAACGGGAUGGACACUGGGGUGCUGCAGCCUGCCCUGGCCCACGGGCUGGCUUUGGGGCUCGUGAUUGCCACGCUGGGGAAUAUCAGUGGUGGACACUUCAACCCUGCGGUGUCCCUGGCAGCCAUGCUGAUCGGAGGCCUCAACCUGGUGAUGCUCCUCCCGUACUGGGUGUCACAGCUCCUCGGGGGGCUGCUCGGGGCUGCCUUGGCCAAGGUGGUGAGUCCUGAGGAGAGGUUCUGGAAUGCAUCUGGGGCGGCCUUUGUGACGGUACAGGAGCAGGGGCAGGUGGCAGGGGCGUUGGUGGCAGAGAUCAUCCUGACGAUGCUGCUGGCCCUGGCUGUAUGUAUGGGUGCCAUCAAUGAGAAGACAAAGGGCCCUCUGGCCCCGUUCUCCAUCGGCUUCGCGGUCACCGUGGGUAUCCUGGCCGGGGGCACUGUGUCUGGAGGCUGCAUGAAUCCUGCCCGUGCUUUUGGACCUGCGGUGGUGGCCGGCCACUGGGACUUCCACUGGAUCUACUGGCUGGGCCCACUCCUGGGUGGCCUGCUUGUUGGACUGCUCAUUAGGUGCUUCAUUGGAGAUGGGAAGAUCCGCCUCAUCCUGAAGGCUCGGUGAAGCCGAGCUCAAGCUCGUGGGAUUCCUGCUCAGGCGAGUCCUCAGCUCUCCUGUCUCGGACUGAGAACAGAAGAGUUCCUACACUUCCUGCCAGGGCACAAGCUUAGAGGAGACACCCACUGCUCCCACUGCAUGGGCCUGGUUUCUCGGAUAGACAGACUGCUGAGGAGGCUCUAGGUUCUUGGAAUUCCUUUGUGUUCAUCAGAGACCCCAGCCUGGGGAACAGGUUGCCUGUGCUGCCCAGAGAGUGGUGGAAAUGGCAUGAGAAUUUUUCUCAAGAGGAACGUCCCGAGUUGGGAAGAGGCUGUUUCUGUACAUCAGCUCAUUUCCCGCACCCCAUUUCUUUCUCCUUCUCUUGUUUCUUGAUAGCUUUGUUGUACAAGGGCCUUCUGGGGUCCAGCCACUUCCUUGCUUCUCAAGCUGACAAUUCUCACUUUGCAAUAAAUAGUCCAAUAUCUCAUUC